Messenger RNA from Rhizopus microsporus ATCC 52813, 668 nucleotides. RefSeq lists its product as uncharacterized. NCBI's taxonomy places the organism in Eukaryota, Fungi, Mucoromycota, Mucoromycetes, Mucorales, Rhizopodaceae. The transcript has a single exon. The coding region runs from base 356 to 646 and encodes 96 amino acids. The record is from RefSeq and is a predicted model, not a curated record.
CUUUUAAAUAUAUUUUUACCAACAUUUUUUUUUAAAAUCCUUGACAGCAUCAAGUACAUUAGUAAAACGAAAGUCAAAACAAAUGUAAAUAAUAGCUAAAACCAAUCCUUCUUCGAACUUAUAGUAUUUAAUUUGUAGCCUGAUGCAGCCACUGGAUUCUCAGGUGUUAGCUGUACGCACUUAUGAUAUAUGUUACUAUCACAUGAUGUUUGUUUGACGUUUUAAAAAGUACCUAAAAACCAACUUCAGCAAUUUAUUGGAUAGUGAAAAAUGGGUGCUAUUCACUGGAAAGGUGGUUGAUAAUACCCUUCAUGAAUCUGGCAAACUCUGUUUGGUUGAUCAUCCCUCUUCAUCAAUGAUCAUCAAUCUUGAUGAUAAUACGUAUGUGGGCAAAGAAAUGUUUACAGCGAAUGAAUUAAACGAGAUGUAUUUGAAAAGUGUAAUGGAAUUUGAAGUACCAUUGCCUAAAGAGCUAGCAGAUUUUAUAAACAAAUUCAAUUGUGAUACAAUACCUGAGGUUCGAAAGCAACUUUUAGUAAUAGAAGAAUGGGAGAAGAACUACAGUAUUGAAGAAUUUCACGAUCUUGACUGGAUAAAGUUUACUGUAUAUUCUUUUGUUAGUAAACAUUUUAUGUUACUGUUCUAAUCAAUAAAAUCAUAAUAUUAAC